AUGUGGCAGGAUUGGGAAGGACGGUUGGAAAGCCAGCGCCCUCAUUUGGCAGGAGCAGAAAGUAUCUGUGAAGAAUUGUGUGAACUAUUAAGUGAUUCAACCUCCAAGACUGAGAUUAAGAACAAAUUGAUGACACUGCAGAAACAGUACACUGUCCUAACGAAGAAGAUUGAUAACAAAAAGGCAGAAUUAGAGUCUUCUCAGAAGGAAGACCAAGAGUUUGUCCUUUCCCUUGAAACCAUCAAAACAUGGCUGAAUAAGAUGCAGGACUGCUUGUCAAAACCUUUCACCGUUUCUGCUAACCAUACCACCCUGAUGGAACAGGUUAAGGAUUUUGAACCAAUACACAAAGAUGUUUUAGACAAAGAACAUGAAAUCCACAUUCUGGUGAGUACGGGGAAUGAGAUUAUUAAUAAGGUUACGCACAAGACUGAACCUCUCCAGCUGAAGGACAAAUUAGACACCAUCAAAACUCAGUGGGACAUAAUUCGCAAAGAAACCACAGACAGACAAAACAGAUUGCUUAGAUGUACUGACACAAGCCCAAAGCUCCUUUCAGCACUAAUGGACUUUCUGCCUUGGCUUGAGCAGAGUGAAGAGAAGCUGGCCACAUUCCAGCCAAUCAACUUCCAGAAGGCAGAGCUUGAAAAACAAGCCAAGGAUAUUCAGGUGUUCAAGAAUGAGUUAUCAAGCCACAGCCAAGAUUUUGACAAUAUCUGUAACUUUGGUGAGAUGUUAUUAGAUCAAACAGAUGUUGACCAAGAAGAUAUCAAACAGAAGCUGGUGGAGCUGAAACAACGUUGGAAUCAGCUCAACCAAGGUGUGUUAGAAAGAUCUCAGACGGUGGAUAAUGUGUCUCGGCUGUUGACAACAUUCUAUGACAAGGCUCGCAAUGUACGACACACUCUUCACCAACUUGAAGAGAAGCUGGCUUCACUGGAUGGUCUAAGCAAUAUUGUUGUAUUGGAUAGACUGAAGGUACUUUUAGAAGAAGCAACUGGCCUAAAUCAACAAGUUGACCAGAUCAUAGAAUCUGCUGACCAACUGACAUCAAAUGCCAGCUUAGAUUCUGAUGCUUCCCACAUUAAACAAGAAUUGCUGACCUUGGAAAGUCGUCACAAAGAACUAAUUCAGACCUUAGAAAAGAAACGCACACAUGUGGAGUUCAUCAUAAAAGUCCUUUCUGAUUUCACGAUGAAAGAGAAGAAUGUCCAGAAGGACUUGAAAUCUUUAGAAGAAACAUUAGACAACAUGACUCCUGUUUCUCGAGUCAUCACUGUCGUAGAAACUCAGAUUGUAGAAAUGAAGAACUUCAUGGGACAGCUGGAUAAGGUGAACGAUGAUAUUGAAGAUGUUUCUAAACAUGGAGAAGAUACGAUUGAUCAGGGCUAUACCACGGACGUGACAUCGUGUAGAGAAAAGGUGAGCAAUCUUCGACAGCAGUUCGUACGUAUCACCGAAAGAACCAAAGUUCGGUACUCAGUUUUGGAGAGCACUCUUGUCACGCUAAAAUGUUUCUAUGAAGUCUACAGUACUACGAUCAUUGAGCUUGAUAAGACUGUUGAAGAAGAAAAGAAUUUUAAGGCUAUAAGUGGGGAAGUGGAGACAAUAAGGUCUCUACAGGAAGAAUUUAAGGCCUUCCAUAAAAACCACAUUGAGCCCCUGAACAAGCAUAUAACAGAUGUUAACAAACAAGGACACAAUCUCGUCCAGUCAGCUUCUCCGGGUGUGGACACGAUCAAGCUUGAGCAAGACUUGGAAACUCUGACAAAGAAAUGGAACGACUUGCAAGAGAGGCUGAAUGAUCGUGAGAGAUUGCUGGACCUGAGGCUGCUACAGUCUGGUAAGUUCCAGGAAGCUUUAGAGGGAGUUCAGAAAUGGCUACAAGAUACAGAGGAAAUGACUGCCAACCAGAAAGCUCCAUCAGCAGACUAUAAAGUGGUGAAAGCUCAGCUACAAGAACAAAAAUUCUUAAGGAAACUGCUCCUUGAUCGACAGAACAGCAUGACUUCACUGACCGACAUGGGAGCUGAAGUCAUGCAUAACUUUGAGCCAGCGAAAAGGAAAGAAGUUGAAAUCCAACUUCGCAUCUUGACAGAAAGGUUCACUAGUCUACUCACUGUAGCAAGGGAACGUAUGGAGGCUCUUGAACAGGCCAUUCCUGUUGCACAGAACUACCAUGACAAGAUAAGUUCACUGAUGGUGUGGUUGGAAUGCACCGAGAAGAAAUUGGUCGUUAUGACAAUCGUACCGACAGAUCAGGACAAAAUCAAAGAGCGAAUAAAUGAACACAAGGAACUUCACGAGGACAUCAUCAACCACAAAAACUUGUUUGAAGAGACAAAUCUGUUGGUUCAAACUCUGGUAACUCUGGUUAAUGAGGAAGAAGCCCACACGAUCCAGGAUAAGUUUCGAGAAACAAUGGACCGUUAUAACAAGAUUACAGAAGACAGUACAACAGUUGGUGAGCUUUCAGCCCAGUAUCUAGAAGGUGUUGCACAUUUCUGGAUUAAAUAUGAAAAACUACUGACUUGGCUGCAGGAGGUGUACGUCAAGUUCACCCGUUACCAGAUUCUUUCUGUAUAUCCAGACAAAAUUCAAGAGCAAAUCGAGGAACUGACUGACCUUCAUUCUGAAAUUACUAAUUAUAACUGCGAAGUAGACGACCUGAUUACCAUAUCACAAGAACUAAUGAAACAUACUUCAGGCGAUGAUGUCAUUCAGCUAAAAGACAAAGUUGACAUCAUCCAGGGCAAGUACAAUGAAGUGUCCCAAAAAUGCACUGAGAGACAAAAGCAAGCACUAGAGGUUCUUCCACUCACUCAGAACUUCCAGAGUUCUCGUGAAAAGCUGGUGUUAUGGAUAGAUGAGACAGAGCAAACUCUGAAGACGCUGGAGGCCCUUAGUCUCAGCACACAGGAGAGCACUAUAGAGCACUUGGAAAAGGUAAUGCAAGAGUAUCGACCGGUGGUUGAAUCAGUCACUUUACUGGGACCACGUCUGUGCCAGAUCUCGCCAAGUGAGGGGUCACAUCUGUUAGAAAACCUCAUUACUCGAGACAAUCGUCGUUACGAUGCACUCUGUGAGCAGAUUCAGCGUAAGGCAGAGAGGAUACAGUUAUCAAAACAAAAGAAUGUAGAGGUUAUAGGAGACAUAGACGAACUUUUGGAUUGGUUUCGAGGAGCCCAGCAACAAGUCCAGGAGGCUGAGCCCCUCUACCCAGACCCUGGUUCUCUCACAGCAUUACUCAAAGAACAGAAGGUAAUGAAUGAAGAUGUGAGUGGGCAAAAGAACCGUGUUCGGAACAUUCUGGCCACUGCUAAGAAGUUGAUGAGAGAGAUGUCAACAGAAGACUUAAACCUCAUCAAAGAAAAGUCUGAUGAACUAAGAGACCUCUCAAACAGUGUCAGCAGUAUGUGUCUUGAGCGUAGGAGUGCCUUAGAACAAGCCCUGCCAUUGGCUGAACACUUUUUUGACACCCAUUCAGAUUUAGCACCAUGGUUAGAUGAAGCAGAAGCUGAGGCAGAGAUGUUAGAGACACCAACACCGAACGUUGCUCAAAUCACACGACAGCAAGAUAAAACACAGAUGCUAUUGCAGACAAUUAAUGAUCACAAACCUUUGGUGGACAAACUCAACAAAACGGGUUCAGCCUUACUGAAACUUUGUGGUGAGGAGGAAGGCGGUAAAGUUCAAGAAAUAAUGGAUUUUGAUAAUUCUCGUUAUAACAGCCUCAGAGAGCUAACACGAAAUAGACAAGAGAAACUGGAGGAAGCUUUACAAGCUACAUCUCAAUUUACAGACAAGUUGGAUGGUAUGUUACAAGCACUUCACAGCAGCGUUGAACAGAUGAGCAAUUCUGAGCCCGUUUCUGCUCAUCCAGAACGGAUUGAGGAACAGAUCAUGGACAACAAGAACGUCCUCGACGUCUUGACCAAACGUUCUACAGCCCUGGAGGCUGUUAAGAGGGCUGCUGAUGAUGUUAUCACAAAAGCUGGCACUGACCAACCUGCAGUAGAAGAUAUUCGUCAGAAACUAGAUCGACUGACUGACCUGUGGGAGAAGAUCCAGAAAUCCUCUAAAAAUCGAGGCCGCAACUUAGAAGAUGCUUUGACCGUAGCCGAGAAGUUCUGGAACGAGCUUAAUGCCGUGAUGAAAGCCUUAAAAGAGCUUCAAGAAAACCUAAAUGCUCAGGAGCCUCCAGCCAUUGAGCCUAGUGCCAUACAGGAGCAACAGGAUGCACUCCAGGAGAUCAAGCAGGAAAUCGACCAAACAAGGCCAGAAGUGGACCAGUGUAGACAGGCUGGUCAGGACCUGAUGCAACUGUGUGGAGAGCCAGACAAACCAGAAGUCAAGAAACACAUCGAAGAUCUGGACUCAGCCUGGGAGAAUGUCACGACCCUGUAUGCCAGGAGAGAACAGAACUUAGUAGAUGCCAUGGAGAAGGCUAUGAACUUCCAUUUUACCCUACAGAGUUUGCUGGAGUUUCUAGACAGUGCAGAAGAAAAAUUUGGCAGUCUUGGUCCAGUGGGGUCUGACAUCGACUCCGUAAAGGCUCAAGUUAAACAGCUUGAAGAAUUUAAAAAUGAAGUUGACCCGCACAUGGUUGAAGUCGAAGGGUUGAAUCGACAAGCUCAAGAUCUGAUGGAACGAACAUCACCUCAUCAAGCCCUCUCCAUACGAGAACCAUUAGCAGAUAUAAAUCGUCGCUGGGAUGAAUUACUUAAGGGCAUUGUAGAACGACAGCAAUCACUAGAAAAUGCUAUCCUCAAGCUUGGUCAGUUCCAGCUUGCCCUGGAUGAACUCUUAUCCUGGAUCACGAGGACCGAAAAGACACUAACUGACCGUAAACUAGUUGCCGGUGAUCCUCAAGUCAUUGAGGUGGAACUAGCCAAACAUAAGGUUCUAGUCAACGAUAUUCAUGCUCACCAAAUAAGCAUAGACACCAUUAACCGUGUAGGCCACCAACUGGUUGAUAUAGAUCAAGGUUCUGAAGAUGCCAAUGCCACACAAAAGAAGAUGAAUGAUUUGAACACUAGGUGGCAGCAACUACAAGAUAAAGCUGUUGAACAACAGAGAGAACUUGAAACAGCACGUAAAGAGGCUGUAUCAUUUAAUCAAGAAAUUCAAGACCUUCUCUUGUGGCUUAGUGAUGUGGACUGUCAGUUGGCUACUUCUAAACCAGUUGGUGGUUUACCAGAAACUGCCCGAGAACAACUUAAUCGGUUUAUGGAGUUAUACAGUGAACUGGACACAAACCGUUACAAAGUUGAGACAGUAUUACAGCAGGGUCGAGAUUAUAUGAAACGGACGGAGGAAGGUUCAGCUGUAAACUUGCAGCAUAAUGUUAAAGUUCUAAAACAACGAUGGGACAGUGUUCUUAACAAACUGAACGACAGAAAGAUAAAACUUGAAAUAGCAUUACGAGAAGCAACACAGUUCCAUGAUGCCCUACAGGAGUUUGUUGACUGGCUGACAAAUGCUGAGAAGUAUCUCUCCAGCAUGAAGCCAGUUAGUCGAGUGAUGGACAGUGUUGUUAAACAGAUCGAAGACCAUAAGAGUUUCCAGAAAGAUCUGGGGUCCCAUAGAGAGGUGAUGAUAAACCUGGACAAGAAGGGUACACACUUAAAGUACUUCAGUCAAAAACAAGAUGUUAUUUUAAUUAAGAACUUGCUUAUUAGUGUACAACAUCGCUGGGAACGAGUGGUGUCGAAAGCUGCGGAAAGAACGAGAAUGUUGGAUCAUGGAUACAAAGAAGCUAUAGAGUUUUACGAUACAUGGAAUGAACUGUUCUUGUGGUUGGAAGAGGCAGAAAGAACUCUGGACAGCUUUACCCACAUUGAUAAAGAUCCAGAUAAGGUCAAACAGCUACUAAACACACACAAGGAGUCCCAACGAGAAUUUGGUGCCCAACAAUCCAAGUACGAUACCACCAUGAAAAUUGGUCGCAUCCUGAAAGAUCGUUGUCCCAAAUCUGACAUUCCCAGUCUUCAAGAGAUGAUUGACAAGUUAAAGAACAAAUGGAAUUGUGUGUGUAACAAAUCUGUUGACAGACAAAGGCAACUAGAAGAAGCUCUCUUACACUCUGGACAAUUUAAAGAUGCCAUUAUAGCACUGUUUGACUGGUUGGAUUGGGCUAAGGGAGCGCUAGCUGUAGAGCAACCGAUACACGGUGACCUGGAUACGGUAACGACACAGGUUGAUCAACAUAGGAUAUUUCAAGAUGAGCUGCAAAACAGAGCCAACAACCUGGAAUCUAUCCGUCGAAUUGCUGGUGAACUUUUGCAAACAGCAACUCACGAAGAUGUAGAGCACAUCGAAAACCAGGUGGACCAGCUGAACCUAAUGUGGAAUGAACUUGUUAAGCUAAGCGACGAGAAACAACAAAAUCUGAAUGAAGCACUUCAGAAGGCAGAACAGCUACAAAGGUCAUUCCAUAUACUCCUGGAAUGGGUGUCAGACAUUGAAAUAAAGCUGAGGUUCUCAGGUUCACUGCCAGAUGAUGAGGUGAACACAAGACAACAGAUUGAAGAACAUCAAAGGUUGCUGGAGCAGCUGAAUGAGCAGGAAGAAAAUAAGAACAAUGCUUUAGUUUUAGCCCAAGAAAUCCUAACGCACUGCCAUCCUGAUGCAAUCAUCAUCAUUAGACACUGGAUUACCAUUAUCCAAUCUCGUUGGGAAGAGGUGUACAUCUGGACCAGACAACGAGAUCGGAAACUACAAGACCACUUACAGUCAUUGCAAGAUAUUACUGGUCUACUGGAUGAACUGAUGUCUUGGUUACUGGAAGCAGAAUCCAGUCUUACAGGUCUAGAAGCUGAGCCUUUGCCUGACAAUAUGCCAGCCUUGGAACACUUGAUUACAGACCAUCAGGUUUUCAUGGCAGAUAUGACCAAACAUCAGCCAGAAAUCGACCGAGUCACAAAAGCAUUUUCCAUUAAGAGACAGCCACCUAAACUACUGCACCACACGCCACAUCGUGUUAAAAAAACUGGAAGACACGACGACCGUAAACCAGGCCAUCCAUUAGGAUCUGCUGCAGUACCAAAAAUGUCAACCCCAUUGAAACCGUAUGAAACACCAGAUAUUAAGAACCCUCGUGCUAGUACCCUUCUGGAUAAAUGGAGAAACGUCUGGCUACUAGCAAUGGAACGUCAGCGCCGACUACAAGAUAAACUCAAUUACUUAAUGGAGCUUGAGAGGAUCAAGAAUUUCAACUUCGACGAGUGGAAACGAAGAUUCCUUGGCUGGAUGAAUAACAAAAAAUCCCGUAUCAUGGAUCUGUUUAGAAGGAUCGACAAGGAUAAGGAUUCAAAGGUUACAAGAGCAGAGUUUAUUGAUGGAAUUCUGAAAUUCAAAUACCCAACAAGUCGUCUUGAAAUGGAAUGUGUUGCAGAAAUUUUUGAUCGAAACGGAGAUGGAUUUAUUGAUAAUAAAGAGUACAUUGAAACCCUUAAGCCAGAACGAGAGGGACAUCCGAAAACCGAUGCCGAGAAGAUCCAAGAUGAAGUUCAGAGGCAGGUUGCUAAGUGCUUGUGUGCCCACAAAUUUAAAGUUUACCAGGUUGGAGAAGGAAAAUAUAGGUUUGGAGAGUCCCAAAAGCUACGGCUCGUCCGUAUCUUGCGCAGUACUGUUAUGGUACGUGUAGGAGGAGGAUGGAUGGCACUUGACGAAUUCCUUGUUAAGAAUGACCCAUGCCGAGCAAAUGGACGCAUCGGUACUGGGUUGCAGGAAAAGUUUACCCAUGCCAAGGGAGUCGGCCAAUCCGUGUCUUCAUUUCAUCCCAAGUACAGCUCUAAUGCCUCACAGUCCUCCCACAGUGGGUCCUCUAUUGGCCACUCGGUCCCAUCCACAAGACCCGUCAUUAAGGUUCGAGAAACAAGUGAUCGUAGCACGCCGCCCCAACAUGGUCGAACAUCGGGAACUGCUGACACAAGUAGCGAUAUCAGUGGCCCCAGUUUCAGUGAAGACAGCUUGGGAGCCAGGUCUGGCCGUCGUUGGCUUACGCCUACACCAUAUCGCACGACUCCAUCGGGCACCAAACCAUCAAGCCGCCCAACAAGCCGUACUGGAAGUCAUCCCUCCAGUAGACCACCAAGCCGAGCAGGCAGUGACCUUUCUACCGACAGUGUAGAUGCUUAUCGUAGUGCACGCAGGACCCCAGUUAGUAGCACCAAAAUCCCAUCAAGUGCUGGUCGACAGCGAACACCAAGUGGUUCUUCUCAAACGUCAGGUACUAAGAGUCAGAGCUCGGUACCAGGAACCAGAAUCCCCUCAGUACGAAAACCAUCCUCUUCGUCAUCAGCGAGUCGUUCUGAAGGGGUGAAAGGCAGAGAAAGAUGGAAAUAAUGACCACAAAAUGUUCCAUCUUUAUUUGAGGCCUAAAAUUUAACUGGGAACAGCGAGUUUUUUGUUAUAAUUCCCAUGCUUUGAAAAACUGCUACUGAAAUUAAGGAAAUCCACAGGUAGUUGAUGAAAGAAAUAUCCAUUGCUCUUUACCACUAGCUUAAUUCCUUGUGAGGAUUUUAUCUCGUUUCACGAAAUAUGCUGAGUAGUACUUGUUCAAAUGAGGAUGCAUUAUUACAGAUUUUUGUCUUUGGCUACUUUCUCAUUGCUUGAGCCUGGAUAUUUAAGAAUUAGGCUAAUGAUUUCACGAUCUACUCCAGAGUUGUAAAAAAUAUACAUCAAAUUUUGUUCGAGCUUAUUAUGAAGGAAAGGUAUGAAUGAUGGUGGAUGUAACAUGAAUGGGAUAAAUUUAGGGAAAAAUUUAAAGGAUGCUCUCCUAACAUUCCGUUCAGAAACCUAGGGCUUGGGGAUGGAGGACGUGUGGAUUUUUCCCUGAACUUAGUGUGUGUGUGUUUGUUUGUUUGUCUACUGGCCCCGUUGACUUCCAUCAUGGAAUCUCAAAGUGUUAAAGUCCAUAGAAUGCUCAAGGUUCACAUUAAAUGAUUGAAUCUUGUUUAUAUUAAUAACAGAAAGAGAAACAUAUAUAUAUUCUGGAAGAUGUAAUUACUUUUUGAAAUGGUGAAAAUGGGGUGAUAGUUUUACUAAAUAAUAAUACUUUACAGCUGCACUGGGGCCUAUCUUUUAAUAAGGUAAAUAUUAAGUUUUAUUUAAAGUGCCAAUCUACUGCUUCUUUAUUUUAUGUUAAAAUUGUCAAAACAUAUUAAUUUUGUUGCUUUUGUUUAUUAGACUUGUAUUUAGGGCAGCAUUUUGUUUGUUUGAAAAGAACCUACACUCACUUCCGAAAAUUAUGCAAAUGUUAUUGUUAAAUAAAGUAAACCAUGCCUGUAGAUUAGUGUAGUAUCGGAUUACUGGGAUGUAUACAUUCCACUAGAUGCAGAGUUGUUUUGAUCAACUUUCUAUGAUCACUUGUUUGCACAGCCGUGGUUUCUGGGACUUAAAACAUAGAUAAUCACCUUUCAAAUGAUGUUAUAAAUCAAUGUAUUUGUUGCUUUUAUGUAAUUCAAUAAAGAUAUAACACAUAUUA
Messenger RNA from Limulus polyphemus (Atlantic horseshoe crab), 9490 nucleotides. Its product is annotated as microtubule-actin cross-linking factor 1-like. Gene Ontology annotation, biological process: wound healing; intermediate filament cytoskeleton organization. The record is from RefSeq and is a predicted model, not a curated record. Gene Ontology annotation, molecular function: calcium ion binding; microtubule binding; structural molecule activity. Bases 1 to 8349 code for a protein of 2782 amino acids. The transcript has 46 exons. NCBI's taxonomy places the organism in Eukaryota, Metazoa, Arthropoda, Merostomata, Xiphosura, Limulidae. Gene Ontology annotation, cellular component: intermediate filament; cytoplasm; membrane.